CAUGCAUUUUACAACAGUCCCUCCGCGAGCAAUCCCCACGCCUCAUCCCCACCCUCGGAGGGGGUCUGGGCUUGAGGUUGCAGGGUCUGCAGCAAGAGUGUGGUGGCAGCACUGUCAAGUUGUGAUCCAUGGCAGAGCAUGGUUGGCCAUGGCGGGUUCAUUCCGCAGCACCUGACACGUGUCCUCAUGUGCCCGGCAGUGUGUAGGUGCUGGGGCCACCGUGUGGAGCGAGGUAUGGGCUGUUCUUGGGGUUCCUCAGGGAACCAGUGAAACAAGUGAUAAGUAAUAAGGGCUGGUGCUGAGAGUUAUGCAGGGACCCCAGCUCAUGUGGGAAGGGGGCUGGUCAGGAAGGCUUUGGGACCAGCCACAUAAUUCCUGGGCACAUUGCAGUGUGAAAGGGUGGGAUCCUUUGAUCAGAAAUUUACUAAGGAGCUCAAGAUGGUGACAGCAGGGCAUUAAACCAAGCAUGGGGCCUUUGGGGGCAUGGGACUCUGUAUCUGCACAGAUUGCACACCCGUAAAGCCAGCCCUGGGAGUUUUCCUGGAGGAAGUGACAUUUAAGCUGAGCUAGACUGGGUGAGAAGGAGUCAGCCAGGUGGAGAGAGCAUGUCCAAGUGGAGGAACCGCCUGUGCAAAGGCCCGGCCGUGAAUGUGGGUGUAGUGUAUUCGAGGAACAGAGACACUCAGCCUGGCCGGGGUGGAAAAGCUGGGGCAGGUCCCGGAAGGGAGAGAGCAGGAUGACGGGAGGUGGACGAGGGGCAUAGGAGUCCCUCAGAAAGUGUUCGGGCUGAAGAGGAGGGCAGCAGGAAAGUGGCUCUUCAGCCUAGGGCAGCCUCACCCAGAGAGGCCUUGGGCUGGGACUAGAGGAGAUCCAGGAAGAGCAGGGUGGGCAGAGUCAGUAGGCAUGAAUGUGGGGACAAGGAUGGCUGCCAGGCACCUGACAAGGCUGAGUCCUGGCUGCUGGCAGGGGAGGGAAGGGCUGGAGGCCACUGGGCUUAGCUGACCUCCAGGUGGCCAAGGAGUCCCUAAGCCAACACCCUCUUCUUCUGAAGGCUCUUCCAGUGCCCUCACCAUCUGGACAGCUGGUCUAGGCCUGGCAGGUGAGACCCCAGUGGGCACCGUGUCCCAGAGCUGGGUCAAGCUCAGAGGGGAGAGGCUUGUUACUCCCAGGAGUCUGCCGAAUGUAUAAGAACUUUGUGGAGGGCAAAUGAGGUGCCAUGUCUGGGGGGUUGUUACAACACGGGCCCUGAAUCCCAGUCCAGACCAUGGUUGGGGGGCUUCCAGGUAGUGGGCUGAGAAGAGGCUAGGACUCCCACUGCAGGCACCUGUCAGGGCCUAGGGCCUCAGACUAGAAAUUCCACUUUGCCUGCCAACUGCACAGGCAGGGUUGUCCCUCCCCCUGGGCUGGGCUGGUGGGGCUGAGUCUCAGGCCCAGGCCCUGAGGUGGUGAAGGCGGGGAGGGGAGAGCGGAGAGGCCUGGGAGAGGAGAUUAUAUGGGGAUGUGUCUGUGUGCUGCCGGGGAACCCUCCUCAGGCAGAAAGUUUUUAUGUGGGGCAGUGACCCUUAACCCUGGCAGGACACAGAGGGACUCAGACUCACAUUUCUUGAACAUCAGUGUCCUGGCCUUGCUCUGGGCACCCUGUUUAAGCCCUCAAUGUCCUGGGAGAGAAGGACUCUGGUAGCCAUUUUCAGAGGAGAAACCGGAGGCCCGGAGAGGCCAUAGGACUCACCAGGAUCACACAGCAGAACCAAGGAGAGCAUGUACCACUCGCUGACAUACGCCACCAUCCUGGAGAUGCAGGCCAUGAUGACCUUUGACCCCCAGGACAUCCUACUGGCUGGCAACAUGAUGAAGGAGGCGCAGUCGCUCUGUCAGAGGCACCGGAGGAAGUCCUCUGUAACCGACUCCUUCAGCAGCCUGGUGCACCGGCCCACCCUGGACCAGUUCACGGAAGAGGAGAUCCACGCUGAGGUCUGCUACGCAGAGUGCCUGCUACAGAGAGCAGCCCUGACCUUCCUGCAGGACGAGAACAUGGUGAGCUUCAUCAAGGGCGGCAUCAAAGUGCGAAACAGCUACCAGACCUACAAGGAGCUGGACAGCCUCGUGCAGUCCUCGCAGUACUGCAGGGGGGAGAACCACGGGCACUUUGAAGGAGGGGUGAAGCUUGGCGUGGGAGCCUUCAACCUGACGCUGUCCAUGCUUCCUACUCGGAUCCUGCGGCUGCUGGAGUUCGUGGGGUUUUCAGGGAACAAGGACUACGGGCUGCUGCAGCUGGAGGAGGGGGCAGCGGGGCACAGCUUCCGCGCUGUGCUCUGUGUCAUGCUGCUGCUCUGCUACCACACCUUCCUCACCUUCGUGCUCGGCACCGGGAACGUCAACAUCGAGGAGGCAGAGAAGCUCUUGAAGCCCUACCUGAAGCGAUACCCAAAGGGCGCCAUCUUCCUGUUCUUUGCGGGGCGGAUCGAAGCUAUUAAAGGCAACAUCGACGUGGCCAUCCGGAGGUUCGAGGAGUGCUGUGAGGCCCAGCAGCACUGGAAGCAGUUCCAUCACAUGUGCUACUGGGAGCUGAUGUGGUGCUUCACCUAUAAGGGCCAGUGGAAGAUGUCUUACUUCUACGCAGACCUGCUCAGCAAGGAGAACUCCUGGUCCAAGGCCACCUACAUCUACAUGAAAGCCGCCUACCUCAGCAUGUUCGGGAAGGACGACCACAAGCCAUUCGGGGAUGACGAGGUGGAGUUGUUUCGAGCUGUGCCAGGCCUGAAGCUCAAGAUCGCUGGGAAGUCUCUACCCACAGAGAAGUUUGCCAUCCGGAAGUCCAGACGCUACCUCUCCCCCAAACCUAUCUCAUUGCCAGUUCCUGCUCUGGAAAUGAUGUACAUUUGGAAUGGCUACGCUGUGAUUGGGAAGCAGCCGGAACUCACAGACGGCAUACUUGAGAUUAUCACCAAGGCUGAAGAGAUGCUGGAAGAGGGCCCAGAGAAUGAGUACUCCGUGGAUGACGAGUGCCUGGUGAAGCUGCUCAAAGGCCUGUGUCUCAAAUACCUGGGCCGCGUCCAGGAGGCAGAGGAGAAUUUCAGGAGCAUCUUUGCCAAUGAAAAGAAGAUUAAAUACGAUCACUACCUGAUCCCAAAUGCCCUGCUGGAGCUGGCCCUGCUGUUCAUGGAGCAAGGCAGAAAUGAAGAGGCCGUAAAACUCUUGGAAACUGCCAAGCAGAACUAUAAGAAUUAUUCCAUGGAGUCAAGGACACAUUUUCGAAUCCAGGCAGCCACACUCCAAGCCAAGUCUUCCUUAGAGAAUGGCAACAGAUCCAUGGUCUCGUCAGUGUCCCUGUAGUUUCCGGACGGAGCUCCUGGAAAGGUUUCAAAAAGAUCCCCUCCCCCUGCCUUUAGGGUCCACCGGUGCUCCAGUGGGAUGGCACGACAUAGGUAUGGGUGCAGAAGCCAAGCCGGCAUUUUCACCAGUGUGGCCAAGGGCGUUUGCGAAGGCCAGACUAGGUGGGGCCCUCUGCUUGCCCUGUCCUGUAUACGGGUACUUGUUUCACUGUGAUGUUUAAGAGAAUGUAUGAAGCGUUUACAUUUUCCUUAGAAAUACACUGAUGGGAUCAAAGCUGGCUUUUAAAAAACCACCAACUAGCCACAUGUAAAUCAUUGUUUUAACCCAUACUGAUGUGGGGGUAAAUUUAUAUGAUGCCAAAGGCCAAAGUGCUGUUCAGACUUCAGGGAGGGUUCUGCUUCCAGGGCUGGAAGGCCCCAGAGGAGGAUCUGCACGACCGGCUUUGAGGCUUCUGGGGCGUCAAGAGGUUUCACACACACUCCUGCUACCUUACCAUCUUCCUUCUUAUGCUUCAUUUUCACAUCCUUUUAACUAACUUUACAAUUUAAAAAAAAAAUCAAACAUGUCUUUUUAGUGAGAUAAUUUUGAGUCCAUCUGUAGAAAAAAAAAAUCAGUCUCCACUAGUAAGGAAUGGUGAUUCCAGGGCCUGACGGAAGGGGAACCCCAAGUGAGACUCUUUCUGUGCCAAAGCCAAGAAGUUUGGCAGGUAGUUUCUCAGACACCAGUCUGCAUCCUUGCUGUGUGCCGAACUGAAACCACUGGGAUUCAUUUAUAAACGAACAUAAAACUCUUCUGUACUUCACUUGGAGGUACAUUUAUUUACAGACAGCAUUUUUUCUUAGAAUGGUUAUUCUUGGCCUAUUGUAUAUGUUUUAGAUUUAAGUAAAAAGAGAUAUUUAAGUAAUAAAACUUAUACACUUAAGAGAUCAUGCAA
Messenger RNA from Sus scrofa (pig), 4267 nucleotides. The record is from RefSeq and is a predicted model, not a curated record. Lineage: Eukaryota; Metazoa; Chordata; Mammalia; Artiodactyla; Suidae.